CGUACGGUACAUAGUAAUUUGCAUGCCCUCUUCUCUUAGCUGUAUACGCCCUUGGUAGAGUGGAUAAUUAUAUCAGAGUCACUAUAUGUUGCACUGUCCCAGAUAUAAUUGUACCUCGAUCUGAGCCAGGCCGUCUAAAAAUGAAGAAACAUCUUAUUCAUCUGGGUUACAUUGUCCUGGUUGUAACUGCACACUUGACAGCUCAGUCUCAAGGUACAAAUCCAUCAGUCACACUGAUUGUUGAAGGAGGAGAGAGUCUGGUUGGUGAACACUGUCCUGGAACUGUCAAGAUCUCAUGCAUUGGAGUCGACUUGUCGAUUUUAAGGUGGAGAUUCAAUGGGAGCACAGAUGUAGUAACAUUUUUCUCCGACAAUGUGGCACGUUCUCCAUUCACAAAUAAUCCAGCAUUUAUAAGUGCCGAGCUACUGUCUACAGCACCAGAUCAACUAGAUCCAAACUUUGCUAACUUUUCUUCAGAACUUGUUGUAGAUGUGUCAAAACUAAAGACGGAGAGUAUAACAAGUAUUACUUGCGGUGAGCCAGAUACUUUCAAAAUGAUUCCAGUGGAUAUUGAAAUUAUACAACAAACUGAGCCUGAGAGUCCCAAUGGAACUAAUGUGAAAAUUCUCUAUGAAGAUGGAUCAUUGACAGAUGUCACUGUUUCUUGGGAAAAACUGGAAGCACGUUGUCCAGUAUUUCAGUCUUAUUUAGUUUAUCAAGUUCAGUUUGGCUCUAGUGUUGUUGCAAUAAAUCACACAAGCUGUGGAGAAGUGUGUAUCGUCAAUUUUCAGAAUUUUUCUGAUGCUUCUGAGGGGUAUAGGGUAUCACUAUCUGCUGUGAAUGUAAUCGGGGCCAGUAAAGUUGUGGAACAUCCAACCCUCAUCGUGAAACAAAGCAGCUUCUACUUCACACCUACCUUCCUCUCAAACGACUGUCUGUUUGUUUGCGAGUGCUUCUCAAAUAGAAGUCUUGAUACAGACAGUUGCAAUGUGUUGUACACGACUGACUCGAUGUACAGGGAUCCAACGAUAAUUGUUUCUCCACUCGAUACACAAUUUGAAAUAGCUGAAAUAACUUCUAACACAGUCUAUUAUUUUGAAUUCUCCGUGUCUGUGAAUGGCACUCUGCUUGUUAGGAACAGACUUACUGAAAAAGCGAUAUCAAGUCCGAGGUUCAGUGCAGUGGCUAUUGUUUUCCUUGCUCUAACUAUUUUGCUUAUCACUGUCGGAACAGCAUUUGGUAUUAUAGUUAUCUGUGUUGCUAAGCAAUUGCAAUUGCAAGGGGUUCUAGCAAAUAUUGUUUUGUUUAUGGUAUGUCUCUUGGGAAUGUUGAGCUUGAUUUUUCUUAUUGUUUUCUCUAUUGUCACUGGUGUUCAACAAGACACAUGCAGUCUGGAUUGGAUCAGAGCACAUGAUGCAUUGGUCAUUGUGGCCUUUCUGUUUGCUCUAUUUGGAAAUGCUCUUCUGGUCUGUUUCCUGCUUGCUUCUUACCAACAGAAAAAGUUUGGCCAGAUGAAUUUACAGCGUAGCCAAAACGGUUCCCAGAUCAACAUGCAUAGUAACACCAUAUUCUCAGGACAAGCAGACACAACAGCUGAGGAUUUGACUAGCAAUUCCAAAGCAAAUCCCAAGAAGACGAACACCGCUUCAGUGCCCAAAGAUGUAGUAGCACCUUCAGAGAAUAUAGACGGAGAGCUGGAGUCUAGUCCAAAGAAAGGCCCAUCAUCUGCGUCUAAGAAAUUCACUGUCUACAAAGUUGUAGUCACUCUUGAGGAUAGGUCAUACUUUGUGUUCAGAAGAUACAGUGAAUUUGAAUUCUUUUUUGGCGAAAUUAAAAAGGAGUACCCAUCCUUGGAUAAACUGACAUUUCCAGGGAAGAAAGUCUUGAAGAAAAAAUUCGAUCCGAAUUUUAUCGAAGAACGUCGCAUCGGGCUACGUGAUUUCAUUAUCAACCUUAUGAAUAUCCCCAACAUUCUAGAAUAUCUCCCGGUUCGUGAAUUCUUGGCCAUCGAUGACCCACGUUCAGCACUCCCCAUCAACGACAUGCCGGCAGCCGAACAGAAAGUGAAAGAGGCGGACAGGGUGGAGCUUGGUAAGAAAGAGGACACCACUGCCAAGAUCACUGACCUAGACUUGCUCAAAGUUAUUGGGAAGGGAACCUUCGUGAAAGUCUACCUGGGUCGACACAAGAAAACUGGUGCUUUCUAUGCCAUCAAAGUCCUGCAAAAGGAAGCAGUCGAACGCAGCGAGUUUAAACUCAUCAUGGCCAGGAGAAGCGUCGCAAUCCACCCAUUUCUAGUAGGCCUACAGUGCUCCUUUCAGACGAGGACCAAGCUAUACUUUUUGUUGGACUAUGUGAAUGGUGUGAAGUUGUUCUUUCAUCUGCAAAGGCAGAAAAAUAAUGUGUUCGACGAGCCUAUUGCAAGAUUCUAUGCUGCCGAGAUCACCUCUGCCCUCGGGUACCUGCACAGUCUCAAUAUUAUCUAUUGGGAUCUCAAACUUGAAAACAUUCUACUAGACGCUAACGGCCAUAUCAUGCUAACAGACCUUGGACUCUGCAAAGAAGAGGUCAAAUUUGGAGAGACAGUAACAACUUCUGGCAGCCCCAAAUGCCUAGCCCCUGAGGUGCUCAGAAAGCAAGAGUACGGUUACAGCGUCGACUGGUGGUGUCUGGGCGUGGUAAUCUAUGAAAUGAUGUACGGGCUGCCACCGUUUUAUUCUGAAGAUGUUACUGAAUGGCACAACAAUAUUUGUCGUAAGUCAUUACAACUUCGGAAUCUGCCUAACAUCACUCCCAGUGCUCGAGGCCUACUCGAAGGUUUGCUGCAAAAAGACAAAAAUCAUCGAUUAGGAGAGAAUGGUGAUCAUAACGACAUCAAGGUUCACUCAUUUUUCAAGUCCAUCAACUGGGAUGCCCUGUUCCGUAAGCGAUUGAAGCCUCCGUUCAACUCUCCUCCGGUAAAGGAUACCCUCAAACUUGGACAUUUUGGGUCCGAGCUUAUUGCCGAGGCUAUUUCUGGCGCACAGAAACACGGGACAGUGCGUGUGCCAUGUGUGAGCAUUGCUGAAGACACUUUUAAUGUAAUGAACUAGUUAAAAAAAUAAUGUGUGGUGAAUAUAACUGCAAGCGGUCAUAUUUCUGUGUUGUUAAAGUAAUAAUUAUUUUAUUCCAAG
This is a messenger RNA of Halichondria panicea, 3173 nucleotides long. RefSeq lists its product as uncharacterized. Gene Ontology annotation, biological process: protein phosphorylation. NCBI's taxonomy places the organism in Eukaryota, Metazoa, Porifera, Demospongiae, Suberitida, Halichondriidae. The transcript is spliced from 15 exons. Bases 141 to 3092 code for a protein of 983 amino acids. The record is from RefSeq and is a predicted model, not a curated record. Gene Ontology annotation, cellular component: nucleus; cytoplasm. Gene Ontology annotation, molecular function: protein serine/threonine kinase activity; ATP binding; phosphatidylinositol binding.